This is a messenger RNA of Caenorhabditis briggsae, 468 nucleotides long. The transcript has 2 exons. The record is from RefSeq and is a predicted model, not a curated record. NCBI's taxonomy places the organism in Eukaryota, Metazoa, Nematoda, Chromadorea, Rhabditida, Rhabditidae. The coding region runs from base 1 to 468 and encodes 155 amino acids.
AUGAGUUGUACCCCAGAAUCAUUGGUAGUUUGUACCCCCGAAUCGUUGUACCCCCGAAUUUUUGUACCCACGAAUUUUUUACCCCCGAAUCAUCAAUUUUGUACCCCUAAAUCAGUUGUACCCCCUUGUACCCCCGAAUCAUUGUACCCCCCGAAUUUUUUGCCCUUUAAACUUGCAACUGUCAUCUUAAAGACAAGUUGUCUCGGUUCCGCUAAGAGAUUUUGUCGAAGUGCAGUUAGCUCGUCGAAUUUAUUGAAACACAAAAAUUAUGAAAAGCAAGCAGACUUCUCAUCCUGGAUAACUCUUGUCUUUCCACAGGAUGCUGACAAAACAGUCGUGGAUAGCAUCCGAAGAACGAGCCUCAGUGGAGCUGAUAUCCUCCUUCUUGCCACCGAACCAUCAGUAAGGAAUGUCCGGAACUUGAUGAUGUGCAAUUCUCACGGCUCCAAAGUGAAGCGAGGAAAAUAG